AUGGCUGUUGUGACGUGGUGCUGGAUGGUGGCAGCUCUCGUGGUGCUAGUGGGGCUGCUCUGCCGGUACAUGAUGCGGAACUUCAACUUUUGGAAGGAUCGAGGGGUGCCCUAUAUGAGGCCGUGGCCAUUCGUCGGCAAUAUGGGCACUGUGGUGGCUUGCAAAGAACACCUUGCAGAUGUUGUCUUCCGGUGUUAUCGACAGGCAGGAGAUGUGCCCUUCAAAGGCAUGUUCGCCUUUGACCAACCUUUCUUGAUGGUCAAGGACCCAGAACUCGUGGGUCGUAUCUUCGUUGCAGACUUCGGCACGUUCCACACUCGCAAUUUCGAGGUCAACAGUGAGACUGAUACUGUUUUCGCCAAUUCGAUUUUCGGUGCACAGGGUCGGAAACGCGGCCUGGCCGCCCCUGUUCCAGUAAGCGCCGUGGACGUGCGCCAGGUACUGACGUGCUACACGGCGGACAUCGUGUGCUCCAUCUUCCUUGGCGUGGAGGGCGGCUCCCUGAAGAACGAAGACUCCCCAGUAUGUCGCCAGCUGCAUAGAUUCCUGCGGAAGGACGCUUUCGCUGGGCCGGCCUACGCCGUCUUCUUCCUCGCCCCGCAGUUGCUGAGGUUCCUGCCCUUCAAGUUCACAUCCUCCGAUGCGGAGAAAGGCUUGUUCGACAAGAUUGUUCAGGUGAUGGAUCAUCGGAGGAAAACGGGAGAGGUCCGAGGUGAUGUAGUGGACGCGGUGCUACGCAUCUUAGAUGACCAGAAGGCUGAAACCGGCAAAGCACCUGCAAUGGAUGAAGCCUGGGAACAAUCGACAGAGCAGCAAGAUGAGGGUAAAUUCGAUGAUGGCCAAUAUCUGGUUAUCUAA
Molecule: messenger RNA, 858 nt
Organism: Schistocerca piceifrons (Central American locust)
Lineage: Eukaryota; Metazoa; Arthropoda; Insecta; Orthoptera; Acrididae
Product: cytochrome P450 6j1-like
Exons: 3
Coding region: 1-858 (285 amino acids)
Molecular function (GO): heme binding; monooxygenase activity; oxidoreductase activity, acting on paired donors, with incorporation or reduction of molecular oxygen
Source: RefSeq, a predicted model, not a curated record